CCUACCGCAACUCGGUCCCCCUCAAAUGGUUGUGCAUUCGCUGCAGUGAUUGGAAAAUGUUGGUCUGUCUACGUGUGUUUCAUCAAAUGACAUAGGCAGAGGCAAAAAACAGAGCGAGUAGAGCAGGGCCGACGUUAAACUGCAAGUUUGGGAAAUGUACACCACAUUUUUGCAACUUCAAGACGAAAUAGAAAGAUACAGAGGAGUGCUCGCACGGAACCAAAAGGAUUGCCACAUCUGCUGAAGAAAAAGGUCUCCAUGGUGCCAUGCUGGAUUUCUAUCUCCAGCGUCUAUGUUCUUUUUCCCUAUGGAUCUGUAUGACCCCCAGCACCAACACUGGUCUCUCCAAGCAUCCUCAACAUGCUCCUGCACCAUGGAUCCCCCAGUGAGGGUUUUGGUCCGAGGGAGCUUGUGAGAAAGAAGAUUUGAAUUUUUUAUUUUUUUUGCCAUCGUACCCAUACAUAUUCACCCGUACCUCCACUCCCCCCUAACGGGGGAAAACUACUCUGCACCUCUCCGACCUGUGCUGAACCAGGAAGGGACAGGACUAGGCCCACCAUCAGCCUACAGAGGUGACCAACAAGCUCCCACAGAGAGCAGUCCAGCCCAGUCUCCACAAGUCACUGUGCCAGGAUGACAGGGUUGCCCUCUUACAUUUCCACGGUGGGAUUCUGCAUCCUACUGGUGAUCAGAGCUGAAGGUAUUCAAACUGGUCAGAAUCCAGACCACAUGCUCCAUGGCACCGGGCACAAGCACGAGUCCAGGAAGCCCGGAGACGGGCCCACGGUGGCCCCAGAGGACGCCGCCCGCUUUCUGAGCUGCUACUGCUCGGGCCACUGUCCAGAGGACCACAAAAAUAACACCUGCGAGACGAAUGGCCAGUGUUUUGCCAUCAUCGAGGAGGACGAGAAUGGAGAAGCUAUUCUGACCUCUGGCUGCAUGAAGUAUGAAGGCUCACAUUUUCAAUGCAAGGAUUCGCCCAUGGCUCAGACAAGGCGAACGAUCGAAUGCUGCGAUACAGACUUCUGUAAUCGGGACCUGCAGCCCACAUUACCUCCCCCAAUGGACACUGGUACCUACUUUGGCAGUGCCCAUUGGCUGGCUUUCCUUAUAUCAAUGACUGUGUGCUGCUGCACUCUCAUCUGCAUCACGGUAGUCUGUUACUACAGGUACAAGUGGCAGACGGAGAGGCAGCGGUACCACCGGGACCUGGAGCAGGACGAGGCCUUCAUCCCUGUGGGAGAGUCUCUCAAAGACCUCAUUAACCUGUCCCAGUCCUCUAGCAGUGGCUCUGGGCUCCCCCUGCUGGUGCAGCGUACCAUUGCCAAGCAGAUCCAGAUGGUACGCCAGAUCGGCAAGGGGCGCUACGGCGAGGUGUGGCUGGGCCGCUGGCGGGGAGAGAAGGUGGCCGUCAAGGUGUUCUUCACCCGGGAGGAGGCCAGCUGGUUCAGAGAGACUGAGAUUUACCAAACUGUCCUCAUGAGGCACGAGAACAUACUGGGGUUCAUAGCAGCAGACAUCAAGGGUACCGGGGCCUUCACGCAGCUCCUCCUCAUCACAGACUACCAUGAGAACGGCUCCCUGUACGACUACCUGAAGUUCACCACGCUGGACACCCAGAGCCUGCUGCGACUGGCCUACUCCGCUGCCUGUGCCCUGUGCCACCUCCACACGGAGAUCUACGGCACCCAGGGCAAGCCGGCCAUCGCCCACCGAGACCUCAAGAGCAAGAACAUCCUGAUGAAGAAAAAUGGAACCUGCUGCAUCGCUGACCUGGGUCUGGCUGUCAAAUUCAACAGUGAUACCAACGAGGUGGACGUUCCUCUGAGUACGCGGGUGGGGACCCGGAGGUACAUGGCCCCUGAGGUGUUGGGCGAGACCCUGAACAAGAACCACUUCCAGGCCUACAUCAUGGCUGAUAUAUACAGCUACAGCCUCAUCAUCUGGGAGAUGGCCCGCCGCUGUGUAACGGGAGGCAUAGUGGAGGACCACCAGCUGCCCUACUAUGAGAUGGUGCCGGCAGAGCCGUCCUUUGAGGACAUGCUGGAGGUGGUGUGUGUGAAAGGGCUGCGGCCCACCGUGUCCAACAGGUGGAACGGUGACGAGUGUCUGAGAGCCAUGCUGAAGCUGAUGUCUGAGUGCUGGGCCCAAAACCCCGCCUCGCGCCUCACCAUCUUACGAGUCAAGAAGACCUUGGCCAAAAUGGUAGAAUCGCAGGACAUCAAGAUUUGAUCCUUUUCCCCCCUACAUACUCAACACAUCCUGACCUAGAGACAGAACUCCCCAGUGUGUCCUAAUGCUGAAUGUGUCACCUCUGUUCAGUUGGCAGGGGAGGAGGAACAGGGUAUGGGAGAAAAAGGGCCCUGUUGUCACUGGGCCUUGGGCAUAGAGCCUUAGCCUCCAUGAGUCUCUAUCACCACAACGGACAGAUGCUGCUGCCAGAGGCUCUUUCCCUUAUUCCCUCCCUGGCCAGAGGAGUUUGUGGUUAUCGUGCUGCAUUGAAUGCUUUCUGUGAAAGUCAAAACAUGACAUUGUGUGUGGAGGGGGAUGGCAUUUUCCUGCUCACAUGUUGAUGGGCAGAAAGGAAUAUGAUGGAGGAACCUUAGAGCCUCACUUCAAACCAAGACACUGCCCUCGCAAGCGUCACCACCUGCCAAUUAUGUUCCAUUUUUGCCUGUAAGCGUUUCAUGCCAACAUUUUUUUAUCUUCAGGACAGUCUUCUCCUGCCAUAUUAAAAUGUCUCUCGACUCAUAAGUAGAGUAAUUACGAAAUACGAAUUAAGGUACUAUAAUUAUAUGUGAAUUUAAUAUGUAAAUAUAUUGUAUCGAUUAGAUGCCGUGCCUCAAAAAAAAAAACAUGCUGCAAUGGUAUUCACGUCCAGUGGGCUUCAAACGGGACCUGCUUCAAGAGCUAUGAGCAAUCCAGUCAACCAAGGACGUUGUAAGAGGGGAUACCUGACUUGCCUUAAAUCAACUUGUCACUGUGCUUCCUACAACAAACCUCAACUCAGUAACUUGUCAAAAAAGACGUCUGGUUAAAAAAAACAUAUUUAACGCAAAAUUCUAUUCAAAUGACAUUUGUGAAUAGGGAGUUUGUGUCCCAUCAUGUCUCUAUGCUUACCUCUUCUUCAUAUAUGUUAUAUUCUGUAUGUCUUCUGGGAGGAAAGUUCAGAACACAAAAAUGGCAUAUUUUGGCCCUCAUGAAGCCUAUGCAAAAGUGUGCAGCUUAGAGGGCACACAGCAAUUAGGCCUUUCUAAAAAUUAUUAAUCUGACAUUUCUGCUGUCCCCACGCCUCACAUUCUUACCCACAUUCAUAGAUCCCCCCCCCCCCCCCCCUGCUCUUCUCUUGCUUUUCAUUCCAUUUUGAGUUACAGAUAUAUAUAUAUAUAUAUAUAUAUAUUCAUUAAGUGGCCAACUUUCAUAUUGCCAAACAUCAUGUGAGCUCAGCCGUUGAACUGUACCAUUGUGCAGUAAUUGUUUGUCUUCUGGAGUCCUACAUGUCAGGUUUGUCAUAGGGCUCACAAGUCAACAUUAGUUCAGAAAAUAUGCAAUAUUUUACUAACUUAAUGUACAAUUAUAUAGCUUACUCAAUGCUAUGGUAAAUGGCAUAUUUACUUGUGCUAAAAACAUUUAGUUAGCCAGAGCUGUAAUGCCAUUGACGUUUGUUGAUCCAUCAAGCUUCCUCGAGUUUGUGUGACAGAAUUACAGUCAAGUACAGAGGGAACAUACAGUAGAUGCAACACUGAAGUGAAACCACUUCCGCUUGCUUUGGGACACAUGCAAAUAUAUAGAUAUUUGCAGGUUUCCUCAGUGAUGUUAUCUGCGGGCCAGUGCAGAGGGUAGAGCAAGCCCAUUUAUGACCAUUUAGCACAAGAGGAACUGCAUUUCUACAUUUACAACUUCAUACAGGUAUGAAAUGAAAACAACAUAAAUAAUAUCCUGAACCACUUGUCCUCAACUCUAGACGCAGAUCGUGCCCUUUGUUAACCCUCUUGCGUAGGAUCCAAGUCUUGGCCAGUGUAUUCUUAACUUUUUCUUCCAAGUCCCUGCUCCUAUUGUGUCUGCCUCUUUAUCUAUUCAAUGUUUGCUUUUGCUUCCCUUGUGUCCAUACAAAUUCUGAAAAAAUAUCUUGCAUUUCUUGUGGGUUUUGCGCACAUGUUUAAGUGUGCAUGUCCGCUGAAAUCAAGUGCAACCUAGUGUGUCAGGACAGUUUCUUUGUGAAUUAAGUGAACAGUACAUAUGGUAGAUAUUUAAAAAAUAUUUCACCUGAGCAGUAACUAGUGUUUUCCUCUUUGUAAUAUGCAAGAAAACCAUAUAGAAUAAUCUCUAUGUACAUCUUUAAUGUGUUUUUAUACAGCAUCUGGUUAAAAGGUGCCUUUUUUGAGUUUACCAAGGAAAGAAAACGAUUCUGUUUCUGUACACAGCCUGUCCAAUGUAUCAAUUUGAAAGUAAAUAACCUUAUUUUAGUACACAACUUUGUGGUCUGGUCUUGGGUUAUUGUUUCAUUUCCUUCCAAUUAACUGUUGGUUUGACUGUGGAGACUGAGCCUAAAACCAGUAAAGGUGUCUAGCACUGCCAUCUGCUGGAGGAGAAAGGUACGGCAUAUUGAUGUACUGUAAUAAGAGUUUAAAACUCGUCAGUAUGGAGCCCGUGUCUUGUAGAAAAGGGUCUGUUUCUAUACCUGAGGCCUUAUACAUGUACAGUACCAUGAAAAGGUAUUUGCCCCUUUCGAUACUGAAUUAUAUCAGAUCUUAAAACAUGCGUUUACAAAUAACAAAAUAUACUUAUUUCAUUUAAUUAAAGUUAUGCAACACCCAAU
Molecule: messenger RNA, 4819 nt
Organism: Oncorhynchus nerka (sockeye salmon)
Lineage: Eukaryota; Metazoa; Chordata; Actinopteri; Salmoniformes; Salmonidae
Product: bone morphogenetic protein receptor type-1A-like
Exons: 13
Coding region: 634-2232 (532 amino acids)
Biological process (GO): BMP signaling pathway; dorsal/ventral pattern formation; cellular response to growth factor stimulus
Cellular component (GO): plasma membrane; signaling receptor complex
Molecular function (GO): transforming growth factor beta receptor activity, type I; ATP binding; SMAD binding
Source: RefSeq, a predicted model, not a curated record